Molecule: messenger RNA, 828 nt
Organism: Juglans regia (Persian walnut)
Lineage: Eukaryota; Viridiplantae; Streptophyta; Magnoliopsida; Fagales; Juglandaceae
Product: DNA-directed RNA polymerases II, IV and V subunit 8B-like
Exons: 5
Coding region: 234-668 (144 amino acids)
Biological process (GO): DNA-templated transcription
Cellular component (GO): RNA polymerase I complex; RNA polymerase III complex; RNA polymerase II, core complex
Molecular function (GO): DNA-directed RNA polymerase activity
Source: RefSeq, a predicted model, not a curated record
AAACUCUGAAAUCGAACCUCACUCUCGUCUCUUCCUCGCCUCUCUGCCGACUGCCUCACUCUGCCCCACUCUCGUCUCUGCCUCGCCAGUUGCCGCCUAGCCUCUCUUCCUCGCCGCACAGACAUUCGGCCUCACCUCAAGGUCUUUCUCUCUCCCUCUCCAUAACGGCACUGCUCACAGCUAGUCUCCUGAAGGCCCCAAAGUCGCUGCUGACAAAUACAUUUUCAGUAAGGAUGGGUGCGCUCCUUUUUGAUGAUAUUUUUAGGGUGGAACGUGUGAAUCCAGAUGGUAAAAAAUUUGAUAAAGUUACUCGAAUUGAAGCACGAAGCGAGAAGUGUGGCAUGUUAAUGCAACUAGAUGUUAAUACGGAGAUUUAUCCUAUUGAUAAAGAGGAGAAAUUCUUGAUGGCAUUAUCUACUACUCUGAGUUUGGAGGGUGGGCAACAGUCUCUCGCUGACAAGUUUGAAUACAUCAUGCAUGGCAGACUAUAUAAAAUUUCAGAUGAACCUCAGGCUAAAACUUCAGAUGGAGGUUCAGGUCCUGGUGUGAAAGUGGAGAUAUACGUAUCAUUUGGUGGGCUUCAGAUGAUGCUGAAAGGGGAGCCAUCCCAUUGUGCUCAGUUUGAGCUUGAUCAGAGGCUGUUUCUCCUUAUCAGGAAGUUGACUUGAAAAAAAUGAAAUCCUAUAACAUCGGAAUGCGUCUUUUUUAUUGUUAAAGCUUGAUUUUUACCUCCAAAGUUCCAGUUAGGCAUGUUAACUGGUCUUUUAACCGGUGCUUAUGGCAUAUACUAGUCAGAACCAUAUAUAUGGUGUAAUUUUGUUGUACUGC